Dendrobium catenatum is the source of this 2745-nucleotide messenger RNA. Its product is annotated as 5'-3' exoribonuclease 4. Gene Ontology annotation, biological process: nuclear-transcribed mRNA catabolic process. NCBI's taxonomy places the organism in Eukaryota, Viridiplantae, Streptophyta, Magnoliopsida, Asparagales, Orchidaceae. Gene Ontology annotation, molecular function: 5'-3' RNA exonuclease activity; RNA binding. The coding region runs from base 40 to 2493 and encodes 817 amino acids. The transcript is spliced from 23 exons. The record is from RefSeq and is a predicted model, not a curated record. Gene Ontology annotation, cellular component: nucleus.
AUACCGCAGCUAGAAGAUAGCUAGAAGGGGAACUAAUCAAUGGGGAUUCCUGCAUUCUACCGUUGGCUAAUGGGCAAGUACCCGCUUUCAGUCAUCGAUGUCCGCCAAGAAGACACUAAGUCUGUGAAUGGCGUUUCGGUGCCGAUCGAUUCCAGCAGGCCAAACCCUAACGGUGUUGAGUUUGACAAUUUCUACCUUGACAUGAACGGAAUCAUCCACCCUUGUUUCCACCCAGAAGACCAGCCUUCCCCUGAAACGUAUGACGAGGUAUUUAAGUCGGUUUUCAAGUACAUCGAUCACCUCUUCUCUAUAGUUCGACCGAGGAAGCUUCUUUUUAUGUCAAUCGACGGAGUUGCACCCAGAGCAAAGAUGAACCAGCAAAGAGCAAGGCGAUUUAGAGCUGCCAAAGAAUCUGCUGAUGCAGCAGUAGAAUUAGAGAAGCUACAGUCUGGCUCACAGUUAGAAACUGAAUCUAAGGAAAGAAGCAAUCUGGAUUCAAAUGUUAUAACUCCUGGAACUGAAUUCAUGGCGGCUUUAUCUUCCGCGCUGAAGUACUACAUUCACAUGAGAUUGAAUAGUGAUCCAGGAUGGAAGGGCGUCAAGAUCAUUCUUUCUGACGCCAAUGUGCUUGGGGAAGGAGAGCAUAAGGUAGCGUCAUUUAUUCGUUUACAGAGAAAUCUUCCUGGUUUUGACCCCAAUACACGGCAUUGCUUGUAUGGGUUGGAUGCUGACCUGAUCAUGCUGGCACUGGCUACACAUGAAAUACACUUUUCAAUACUUAGAGAGGAUGUUCGCAUGGCUCAAAAGAAUGGUAGAGCCAUUAACUUUGCUAAGAAUGCCAAGGCAAACUGUAACAAAGAAAAUAAAUCCAAAACAGAAAUUUCCAAUGGCAUUACAACAAAGAGGUUUCAGUUUCUCAACAUUUGGGUUCUUAGGGAGUAUCUAUCACGUGACCUAAAGAUACCGGAUCCAGUGGUGAAGAUAGAUUUGGAACGGUUGAUUGAUGACUUCGUAUUCAUUUGUUUGUUUGUUGGAAAUGAUUUUCUUCCUCAUAUUCCCUCACUGGAAAUUAAUGAGGGUGCAAUUGAUCUGCUAAUGGCAGUCUAUUGUAAGGAGUUCAAUACAUUGGGCGGUUACUUGACUGAGUCCAUUAAGGUGGAUUUCGCACGUGUGGAUCACUUCUUACAAAUAGUUGGAUCCUAUGAAGUAGCUAUCUUCAAAAAGCGUUAUCAGAUACAGAAGGAGAGGGCUGUUCAUUUGGGGACCGUUUCAGAUCCUAAAAAGGGAAAUAGAACCUCAGAUUUUAGAAGUUGCAGUAACAUCCCCACAAGUACUUCGUCAAAUGAUGGAAAACCUGGAAUCACAAUUGACCAGGUGAAACUUGGAGAGGAAGGAUGGAAAGAACGGUACUACGCUGAAAAACUAGAAUCGAGUAGUGUACAUGAUCAAGAGAAAAUCAAAAGACAUAUGGUCAAGAAAUAUUUUGAAGGAAUAUGCUGGGUUAUGCACUAUUAUUAUGAAGGCGUGUGCUCAUGGCAAUGGUUUUAUCCAUAUCAUUAUGCUCCGUUUGCUUCAGAUUUUACUGAUUUGAAACAUUUGAAGAUGCAUUUCAAGCUUGGCAUCCCUUUCAGACCAUUUGAGCAAUUAAUGGGUGUCUUACCUUCAGCAAGUGCACAUGCAUUGCCAUUGUUUUAUAGGAAAUUGAUGAUAGAUCCAUCUUCAUCCAUUGCGGAUUUUUAUCCAACAGAUUUUGAGCUUGAUUUGAAUGGCAAGCGAUUCUCCUGGCAGGCGGUCUGCAAAUUACCAUUUAUUGAAGAAUCUCGCCUUCUUGCUGAAAUAGAAAAAGUAGAGCACACUUUAACGGAGGAGGAGAAGCUAAGAAACAGCUGGGCUUUGGAUAUGCUAUUUGUUCAUGUUUCACAUCCCUUAUCUUCAAAAUUUCUUUCUUUCAUUAGACGGAAAAAGCAUCAUCCAAAGUUGUCCAUGACUAAAGUCAGAAGAAAAAUUGAUCCAGAAUUCAGUGGUGGAAUGAAUGGAUUUAUGUACAUCUCUGAUAAGACCGUUUAUUCAGAGGAAGUUUACUCUCCUAUUGAGGACUUGGAGACGAUAAUAAACAACAAUACAAUAUUUGUAUAUUACAAGAGCCUUGCAACCAAAACACACGUGCCCAGACCACCAGAGGGUGUAAUUUUCCCAGCAAAAUCAAUCUCCAUACGAGAUCUGCAGCAAAUUAAAAGAAGAUUCUGGCACGAGACACCGAUAACACCAAGUUUUGGCUUCUUGAGAAGACCUGUUUCUAGAAAUGUAUAUGCAAAGCAGUCAUCGCAAAUUUCCCGGCGACCUACAGUUUCAGAACAUUUGCUUCACCGGAAACAACCAAACAAUGGAAGCGAACAAAAUGGGAGAACUAACAAUAAGGUCAUACUGGGAAAAAGGAAAUGGAGUAGUUGGAAAGGCCGUGGUGGCAGUGGCCGUCAGAAGAGAAGAAACUGAGCUUUUUAUUUACUAUUUUUAGCCCUCUUUUCUUUGAAUGUAUCAUCAGCUUCUUUUGAUCUGAAGUUAUUUUUAUUCUGCUGGGCGACCUAAUUUGUUUUCUUAAUAUUUAUUACAUUAUUCUGAUCCUCAUUUAGUUGGAUAAUGGUAAUGGUGAUCUAUUAUGUUACUCUGUUAGAUUGAACUCAUGAAGAAUAUUGGAUUGAUGAAUUUUGUGUUGGCUUGUUUUUAUACAAAGUACUGUUGAUUUCA